This is a messenger RNA of Coregonus sp. 'balchen', 5912 nucleotides long. The record is from the annotation of a GenBank genome assembly. NCBI's taxonomy places the organism in Eukaryota, Metazoa, Chordata, Actinopteri, Salmoniformes, Salmonidae.
AUGGAGCUAGAGCCUUCUCCCCCAGGGUUGGAGGCUGAGUAUCGCACCAUCUUUACCGCAGGCUCCCUGGUCUUCCUACAGGAACUGGUCUCAACAUUUGAUGAAGAGGUCGACAAUGUAGGACACAAAGCACUAAUUCAUUGUUCCAUACAUUGUUCUAAAUAUAUUUGUUUUCUCUAGGCCCAUUUGUUGACAAACUAAGUGAUCAGUGAUCACCAAAAAUAUACAGUAUAUCAACCUAGUCUAAUACAGUAUAUGUCUUUCUGUCAUAUAAGAUCCUGAGGCUGAGAAUCUCCAGGAAGACCCACCUGGACCUGUCAGGUGACCUGCCGGGGUUCUGUGAGGUCACAGCCCCCGUGAGGAGCGACCCUACCUGGAGGGUCCGUCCAGUCCCCCAGAGGCUGCAGAGGAGACAUGUGGAUGUGGGAGACCUGGCCCCCUGCGACACCCAGCGCUUCAUUCAGGCCCUCAGCUCCCCUGCACAGGGCCUACAGGUACACAAUGGAGCCUGCAGGUAGAGGAUAUCCAGGGGUCGGAUUUUGCCAAUUAGCCUUGUUUGAUACAUUGUUGAAUGUAACAUACAAGUAACAUUGUUGAAUGCAGAAACAAUAAUGUAUGUAUCCAGUCUAGAAGAUUGCUACAAGGCAAGAGAUGUUGCAUAUAAGGAUGCUUUGAUAUAAAAGUUCCAAGUCUUAUAAAUCAGGUGAUUCUGGAUCUGUUGGUGGGCAGAGCAUUUCAGAAAAGCCUUCUUCAGUAUGUAGACAACUGUGUUGUUUUUCUCUUGCAGAUUGAUUUUGAUGAUGGAAACUGCCCGACGUACCACAACCAGAUAAAAGGCAUUUAUAAUGUUUACCGGGCGGUGCAUAAUCAAUUUCCCAGUGAGUUUAUAUCCACUCUAUUACCCAUUACUCACGGUUGGCUCGGUCCAAGGCAGGAAGCAUUUUGUUGGCACACAGCAUCUGAAUCUAAACGCAUCUAGAUACAGUAUAUCUUGAUUGUUUAACUGGACUUUAUAACAUCUUAUAUUUUAAUCACAAACCAUGUAUCUACUUUAUAACUUUCUACCAUGUUUAAGUAGAUCUAAAGAUCAGAGCGUUGUAUGAAGACCUGCAUUAUUAUUAAUGUAUACGCUCUACUAUUGCUGUCCUCCAACAGAUGCCCCCAAGAUAUCCCAGGCUCCUGUUCUGAUGCUCCGCCCUAGAGCCUGGAACAUGGUGGAACACAACAUGAUGGUACUGAGUUCUAACCUCAACACUCUCUGAUGUCCAUAUUCAUCUCAAUACCUCAGUAUCUAUGCAUACAACGUCUGGAUUGGCUGAAAGUGUAGAGCCAGCCAAAUGAUCAUGUUAUGUCUGUAACCAUCAUCAGGGGCGCAACUUUGGUUUUAGAAGUGGGGGGGGACAGUAUUUUUUCUUGUCAGAUAAACACGCCAAACAGCCUACCCGACCACUCGGAGGCGUCCGCAUGGUCCUAAAGCACACCGUUGCCUCGUUUGUAUCACAUUCCAAUGAUAAAACUGGUGGGGGGGGGGAGACAAAAAUGCAAUUUCAGAAUGUCCCCCCCGUCCCCAGUGAAAGUUGCGCCCCUGACCAUCAUCAUCUUAUUUUUGUGUGGAUGAUAUUUCAGCAGCGCUGAUGCAUCUGUAUGUAUGUAGGUUAAAGGCAAAGAGGUGCCAGGGCCGCUGUGUGAUUUCGGCCUCCUCAUGUUCCACUGUGGCAGGCUGUUGUUCGACAGCGAGAGUGGGCCAUUUUUCUACCUCUCCAAAGUAAGGCUAUGAUAGAUAGCUGUGCUCUUAUUGGCUGUUAGAAUAGCAAAUAUGAUUGACACGAAAUGGUUAAAAUAUAUAUAUAUUUUCCUCACACCCUUGCUGCACGUUAGGUUGAGAGCUACCUGGAGGCGAGACUUUGGAACAACAUAUUCCUCUGGACAGAGCAGAAGGUUUGUAGUAAGCCAACAUGGUAAAGGUGUCAAACGCUUUAGAACGGGAUGCUUGCUAUUUGAUUGCUUCUCUGAUAUACAGUAAAUUACUGAUCAUCAGUAAGAUUGAAUACCAGUGUCUCUCUGUGUGUGUGUGUCUCUGUGUGUGUGUGUGUGUGUGUGUGGUGUAUCCUCUAGUUGGGCCUGCCUGUGGGUAGCAUUAAGGCUACCGUGCUGAUAGAGAACGUGUUGUCAGCAUUUGAGAUGGAGGAGAUUCUGUAUGAGCUUAAGGAUCACUCCGCUGGACUCAACUGUGGGAUCUGGGAUUACUCAGCCUCCUUUGUCAACAAGUUCGGUGAGUGACUUCGAUCACUCAGUCAGAUCCUGUCUUUUCCAUGGAAGCUAAGGGUUUUUAUGGGUCUACAAAAUGUAUCUAUUCUGGCAAUGUUGGAGAAGACAGCUUUCAAGCUUUCAACCGUGUUGUAUUUUAGAUUGGGACCAUUCUGUCCCAAACAGCUCAGUUUAACCUUAUUAUAAAACUGAAUGCAGCAACUGCCUAAACAUGGGUAAUCUCUCUGGGUAUAUCUUGAUACAUCACUGGACUACUAGUUUACAAAAGGUCAUAUGAUUGUCUGCCAGGUCACCGAGGGGCCUUCCUGCUCCCUGACCGCAGUAAGUAUGUCAACAUGGAGAAGCUGUUCCUGCGGAGCUACAUGGACCUGCUGGUCCAGACAUGUCACCGUAGAGGAGCCCUGGCUACUGGGGGUAUGGCGGCCCUGCUGCUGCCUCAGAACAGGGACAGUGCCCCCUAUAGAGCAGCCUUGGCCAACGUCACCAGGCAAGGACCUACAGUGGGGAGAACAAGUAUUUGAUACACUGCCGAUUUUGCAGGUUUUCCUACUUACAAAGCAUGUAGAGGUCUGUAAUUUUUAUCAUAGGUACACUUCAACUGUGAGAGACGGAAUCAAAAACAAAAAUCCAGAAAAUCACAUUGUAUGAUUUUUAAGUAAUUAAUUUGCAUUUUAUUGCAUGACAUAAGUAUUUGAUACAUCAGAAAAGCAGAACUUAAUAUUUGGUACAGAAACCUUUGUUUGCAAUUACAGAGAUCAUACGUUUCCUGUAGGUCUUGACCAGGUUUGCUCACACUGCAGCAGGGAUUUUGGCCCACUCCUCCAUACAGAACUUCUCCAGAUCCUUCAGGUUUCGGGGCUCUCGCUGGGCAAUACGGACUUUCAGCUCCCUCCAAAGAUUUUCUAUUGGGUUCAGGUCUGGAGACUGGCUAGGCCACUCCAGGACCUUGAGAUGCUUCUUACGGAGCCACUCCUUAGUUAGUUGCCCUGGCUGUGUGUUUCGUGUUGUUGUCAUGCUGGAAGACCCAACCACGACCCAUCUUCAAUGCUCUUACUGAGGGAAGGAGGUUGUUGGCCAAGAUCUCGCGAUACAUGGCCCCAUCCAUCCUCCCCUCAAUACGGUGCAGUCGUCCUGUCCCCUUUGCAGAAAAGCAUCCCCAAAGAAUGAUGUUUCCACCUCCAUGCUUCACGGUUGGGAUGGUGUUCUUGGGGUUGUACUCAUCCUUCUUCUUCCUCCAAACACGGCGAGUGGAGUUUAGACCAAAAAGCUCUAUUUUUGUCUCAUCAGACCACAUGACCUUCUCCCAUUCCUCCUCUGGAUCAUCCAGAUGGUCAUUGGCAAACUUCAGACGGGCCUGGACAUGCGCUGGCUUAAGCAGGGGGACCUUGCAUGUGCUGCAGGAUUUUAAUCCAUGACGGCGUAGUGUGUUACUAAUGGUUUUCUUUGAGACUGUGGUCCCAGCUCUCUUCAGGUCAUUGACCAGGUCCUGCCGUGUAGUUCUGGGCUGAUCCCUCACCUUCCUCAUGAUCAUUGAUGCCCCACGAGGUGGGAUCUUGCAUGGAGCCCCAGACCGAAGGUGAUUGACCGUCAUCUUGAACUUCUUCCAUUUUCUAAUAAUUGCGCCAACAGUUGUUUCCUUCUCACCAAGCUGCUUGCCUAUUGUCCUGUAGCCCAUCCCAGCCUUGUGCAGGUCUACAAUUUUAUCCCUGAUGUCCUUACACAGCUCUCUGGUCUUGGCCAUUGUGGAGAGGUUGGAGUCUGUUUGAUUGAGUGUGUGGACAGGUGUCUUUUAUACAGGUAACGAGUUCAAACAGGUGCAGUUAAUACAGGUAAUGAGUGGAGAACAGGAGGGCUUCUUAAAGAAAAACGAACAGGUCUGUGAGAGCCGGAAUUCUUACUGGUUGGUAGGUGAUCAAAUACUUAUGUCAUGCAAUAAAAUGCAAAUUAAUUACUUAAAAAUCAUACAAUGUGAUUUUCUGGAUUUUUGUUUUAGAUUCCAUCUCUCACAGUUGAAGUGUACCUAUGAUACAAAUUACAGACCUCUACAUGCUUUGUAAGUAGGAAAACCUGCAAAAUCGGCAGUGUAUCAAAUACUUGUUCUCCCCAAUGUAUUCUACACAGUCAUCUAUACGUCAUCUGAUAUAUCCACUUAAUGUAUACAUUUCUUGCUUAUUUGAUCCUGAUCUGUUCUGUGUUUUUGGUCAUGGAACACAACAGCAGUGAAGACUGAUUGCUCGAUUAUGAUUUCACUGGGCUCCAAUUGCACCAUUCAGCUCUUCUUUUGUUUCUCCCUUUCUCAUAUUUCAGACUGAAGUUACUGGAGAUCAAAGCUGGUGUUGAUGGCUUCAUGGUGUAUGACCUGGGCUUGAUAGAGCCCAUGCAGAAAGUAAGUCCUUGAAGUAGGAAUUAUUGAGCUGUUGAGCUAUACCUUUCAAGGAACUGGUAUCUUCUCAGUAAGCAUUUCACUGUUAGUCUACACCUGUUGUUUACGAAGCAUGUAAAAAAUAAAAUUGGAUUUGUCACUCUCCCCACCUAUCUGUAUCCCUGCUUUUUCUCUGUUACUUCAUCCUUCUCUUCUCAGCUCUUCCAGCUGCAUACUCAGGGUGACAACCAGAUGCACCAGCUUAGAGAUGACCUCGCGGUUACCCCCGACAACCUGCUCUGUAUGCCAGCGGUCAGUUACUCAAUAACGUUGUGCUACUGUAUAUUUAUACUACACUAUACAUUUCUCUGGAAUACCAUUCCACAUCUCGUGUACUGAACUGCUCUAAAUGUUCUUCUAGGGUGGAGUAACCCUGUACGGCUUGAAGUAUAACAUCGCUGUAGGAAUCCUGUUCAUAGAUGCUUGGCUCAAAGGUGAGAAUUCAAGGGUAUGCAUCAUGAUGAACAAUCAUCCUUAAUGGAGGUUUUGUCCAUUUGGAGCCGUUUUGGGAUGGAUAUGUGAUUGAGUAAUGCUUGAUGUAAUGCUCCAUGGCUCUCCCGUAGGCAAAGGUCACUUCUUCUACAGGGGACAGGUGGAGGAUUCUGCAACUGCAGAAAUCUCCAGAUCCCAGGUAGGUUCACUAUAGUUUAGGUCAUCCUGUGCCGCACUUCCCACUGAAAAAACGUGAAAAAGAAGAGGAGUCCAGGGUCCAUUUCACGAGAUGUCUGUGUGGUGUUUUGUGUCCAGGUGUGGCAGUGGAUCCGCCAUCAGACGCAGCUGGAGGAUGAUGGGAGGGUGGUGACCCGGGGUAUGGUGACAGAGCUGACCCAGGAGGUCAUGGGGGAGCUCACAUGCUGUCACACUGUCAGGUAGGAGGAGUAGGACAAGAGCACAAGGUUUCCAAAAUAACUCAGGAACUCAAAACAUUCUGCGUUUCUAGAAGUUUCCUUUCAGUCUCUGCACUCUCUCCUUUGAGCCUCCAAUUCUUCCACCCUUCUAGAACUUUCUUCUGCCGUUCUCUCCUGACUCUUCCCCCCCUCCCCCCUCUAGGGAGGAACAGACGUUGUUGACAGCUGCAGCUAUGUUCCUGGAGGUGGUCCAGAAGAGAGACUUCCCAGAGUUCCUCACCACCUACCUCAACCUGGACCACACCUUCCUCAGCUCACAAGCCAAAAGGCAUGAGGGUGGGGCAGUAGGGGACGUGCCCAGACCAAAACUCUGA